Messenger RNA from Exophiala xenobiotica, 1382 nucleotides. RefSeq lists its product as uncharacterized. NCBI's taxonomy places the organism in Eukaryota, Fungi, Ascomycota, Eurotiomycetes, Chaetothyriales, Herpotrichiellaceae. The transcript is spliced from 2 exons. Gene Ontology annotation, cellular component: mitochondrial outer membrane. The coding region runs from base 72 to 1298 and encodes 408 amino acids. Gene Ontology annotation, molecular function: ATP binding; ATP hydrolysis activity. The record is from RefSeq and is a predicted model, not a curated record.
CAAACAUUUCAUUUCCACUCCCAAACCCCCAUGGGCUCAACUGAAGGAAUCCUGCCCAAAGCAUCAUAAAGAUGUCUCCCGACAGAGGCGGGCAUGUCUGGUGGCAUCGCGUACUACAGGAGCUCCUCAUUGCAGCUCCUAUGGCUAUCGGAGGCUUCUAUCUUGUCAAAUAUGUACUGAAGCAGAUGAACCUUGAUCCGGAAGCGGAUGCGAAAGAGCGCACCCGGCUACAGUCAGAGGCGAUCCUGCGCAGACUCGAUGAACCACAGACCACGAAAGCCAUUCUAUCUCAAGAUCCUCAAAUACCACUGAGAGAACAACUCGCAUUGUCGCAGUAUGAACAAGCCAUCCUACAAGAUUUGGUCUUUCCUGAAGAUAUACGCGUCACAUUCGAGGAUAUCGGAGGCAUGUCGGACAUCAUAGAAGAACUGAAGGAGUCGGUGAUAUACCCCUUGACUAUGCCGGAUCUCUACUCAACAUCUUCUUCAUUACUCUCGGCGCCUUCCGGGGUACUACUGUACGGGCAGCCUGGGUGUGGCAAAACCAUGCUUGCCAAAGCAUUGGCUCACGAAAGCGGUGCAUGUUUUAUCAAUCUACACAUCUCGACCUUGACUGAAAAAUGGUUUGGCGAUUCAAACAAGCUCGUCAAUGCGGUCUUCUCUCUGGCUCGCAAGUUGGAGCCAGCCAUUGUCUUCAUUGACGAGAUUGAUGCAGUUUUAGGUACGCGCCAUAGUGGCGAACACGAAGCAAGUGGCAUGGUGAAGGCAGAAUUCAUGACUCACUGGGACGGAUUGGCUUCGGCCAAUUCGUCGGGACGCCCUCAGCGCAUACUGGUUCUCGGAGCAACGAACCGUAUGCAGGAUAUCGACGAUGCAAUUCUGCGACGUAUGCCGAAAAAGUUCCCAAUUUCUUUGCCGAAUACUUCACAGCGAUUGAAGAUCCUCAAGAUCAUCCUUAAAGAUACCAAGGUAGACAGAGCGCAGCUUGACCUGGAAUAUCUAUCGAGAGUAAUGGCUGGCAUGUCUGGAAGCGACAUCAAAGAAGCUUGUCGGGAGGCCGCCAUGAAUCCCGUUCGUGAAAUGAUCCAGCGUCAAAGAGAGAACGGGCUGAGGAUGGAGAACAUGAAGGCUGGAGAGGUUCGGGGCCUUCGAACAUCGGACUUUUUCUCUGGUACAGCUACAUCCAAGUCUGCUAAGGGUGUAAAACAAGGGAAGGAAGAUGGGGAAUGGAGCACGGCGUCAUCUUCGCCAGGCGCUGAUUCGGACAUGGAAGAAGCUGUGGAGGAAAUUCAGCGAUAGCACCCAUAUAUACUUAACUGUGUGGUAUAAAUACUAUGUAGGCUCAUGGGGAUUAUGCACCUGCACAGCAGGCUUCAUGCGGUC